AUUUUCGCCACCGAAUCAGUUCAUCUUCUCGAUAGUUGUUGGUACUCUUCUCGAUGUCCUAGGGUUUACGGAAUCGUGGCGGAUUUCGAUCGGUUAAAUGAUGACAAAAUCAAGCGAUUACUUAAUUGUUAGAGCUUAAUUUUGAUCGCAAGCUGGAGGAUAUCAUGUUUGAUUGACGAGAAAUUUUUAGCGAUCUUACCGGAUUAUCUUGAUGACAUGCCGCCCGGUGAAGAGGCUAACAGCGGUGGCGCUGGGGAUGCAGGGUGAAUGUCGUUUGACGCGCUCCGGUGGGAGCUUGUGAAGGAGAGCAUUCUCCAGGAGAUCAUCCUGUCCGAACUGGCCGAGCGGCGGGAGUUGGAGCCCGUGGUUCGGCGCGAGCUUGGAAAGGAGCAAGCCGGUCCCCUGCCCCUGGGUAUCCGUCCAGGGCUCGAGCUGACCGCGUUACCCCACCAUGACACAUCCCCUGCGCGGCAAGGGGCUCAGCUCUGCCCCCGCUUGCCAGUGUUGCUGGAACCUUGCUUGAAAGAGGGUGUGAUGACGCCCGGAGGUCUGCUGGUGCCAAGACACUCUGCUAAAGAUUGCAUUGAUGAAUGGUAUCAGCCUCCAUGGCAUAAAUGGUCAGCAGAUGAGGAUGCGUUCAUUGACUGGGCUAGGCUACCUAAGAAGACAUUCUCUGGGUUUAAGAGGAAAAGGACUGCUGAAACUUCAACAUCAAACAAGAAAAGAUCAUCUGGGAAAUGGAUUUGUGCUCUCUGCCACGUGAAUACAUUCAGUGAAGUCUCGUUCAAGGAGCAUUGUGCUGGCGUCCGGCACCAGUCAAAUGUAGCAGAGUUGGAAUGGGCUAACGAAGCUGCUGAACCAAAGAGGAUGGCAACAGAGCUAACCAUGGCAUGCAGCACAAUCCAAUUGCUUGGGAUUGCAGCAUUUGCCAAGUUAAGUGUUCAGGUGAAUUGGACCUAAAGAAUCACCUGAAAGGCAGGAGGCACCAAGAGAACUCAGUAGUUCUACGGAGAGAAAGCAAGGAAGCUGAGGUGUAUGAUAAGAAAGAGCUACAGCUUGUUGACAUGGACCAAAGACCCGCCUCAAGAUGGAAUUGUAGCGUCUGCAAGGCUAACUGUACAUCUGAGUCUGACUUGGAGAGCCACCUCCGAGGCAGAAGGCACCAACAGACAGUAGAAGCCCAAUUCAUAGAAGGCAACAGCACCACAGUUGCCUCUCAUCUUGGUGGGAAGAAAUAGCAGGCAGUGCUCAGUGCAUAUUGUUGAGAUGCAGUGGCGGACAUAUUUGCUAACGAUAAUGUUGCAAUUUGAGGCAAGUGUAAAGAACUGAAGGAUGGGAGUGCAUUUCUUUUAUCCAGCCUUGCUGAUCUCCUGGCAUUUGGGAUCAAAUUGCAAGAAUUUGACUCUUUUGUGGCCUACUAGUAUUGGUAUGAUCUGUUGAUUGUUCUAACUUGUAGACUUGGUGUUGCCAUAGUACUUCACUGGAAAGCAGCUUAUAUGGCCAUCGGCCUCCCCUUUUGCAAAGUAGGCAUUGCCUUGGGGAAAUCCGAUGCCUGUUUACCCACUUCUUUCACAGCUUCAGCUCCAUUUGUGGAGUGCAUAUUUACCCCCUCCUCUUUUAUGUAUUUUCUGUUGCAUCCUUUUGGCAAUUUUUGAUGUCAUGUACUCCUGUUAGUCGCUAAUUAAAAUUGUUAUCCAUGUCACGAAAAUAGUAUAAUAUUGAAAGAUCUCGAAGUGUAUAAUUCUGCA
Molecule: messenger RNA, 1748 nt
Organism: Panicum virgatum (switchgrass)
Lineage: Eukaryota; Viridiplantae; Streptophyta; Magnoliopsida; Poales; Poaceae
Exons: 2
Coding region: 268-960 (230 amino acids)
Source: RefSeq, a predicted model, not a curated record